UUAAAUUACGAAGGUCUAAAGCGUUUGAAAAAAACGUACAUAAUUUUUUUAAAGAAUGAUAAAGUUUAUAAAAGUGACGAGUCGUGGUUGGAGAAACAUACGCAAUCAAUUAAAAUCUAAAUCAUAUUAGCAUCAAUCAAAUGAAUUUAAAUGAUCAGCGAACUCCUGUAUAAAUGCUUCGGUAAGAAUUCAAUCUACUUUUAAAAAACGUAAGAAUGUCGCGUUCUUCGGGCUACCGAAUUAUUCUGUGUGCGAAUUCUUGAAAGUCUUUUGGUUGGAGCAGACAUAGUUCGUCUCGAGCGAAGUUACAGGAACGUGUGUCGGGGUGAAGAGAAAGAGACAAGAUCGUUGAUGUCACCGUCAAGAUGCCGGUGGUCUGCGAGAAAAAAACAAUUUUUCGCCAAUAAUGCGUAAUAAUCGUGAAUAUUCCUCAUAGAAGACGGAUAUAAAUUCGUAAGAAACACCGUGACGUGUGAAAAUCUUCACAAUAACGACUCGCGGCGACUUGCGAGUAUCCUUGGAGUUGUUUUCAACUGGUUCGAAGAACCUUGGGAAUAACAGUGUCACUUGUCCAAAUGUAUGGUGACCCUUGGAAUAAAAGCACAUAUGAACUGUAAAAAUAUAGUCGCAAUAACAGUAACGUCGCGCUCCCUUACGUGACCAGACGAGGCGUGUUCUUGAAAACGAUUACGCGAAGUGCCGGCGAAAAGUACUCGUGAGACUAAAACUCCGACUGACCGUUUAAUGUACUCUCCUGUGCAAUUGCAGCUUUCGGGCGGUUAAAGUGUUGUGCGAGACACUAAGAUAACAGUAACAGCGCCUUUCUCGUAGAAAUGUCUUUCGCAGACAUGAAAUUUUCGUAUAAAGUGCAAUCGUGAUUAUCGGUUAAACUCUUAUCGCGCGAUUUAUAUAAUUAGUAGUCUUUUGAAAUUGGAAUAUUUCGGGAUAAAACUACGGUACAUGUUGUACCUAAAUUGUUAUAUAAGUACGAAAUAUACAUGAGGAACAUCACGGAAUUACGUAAUUAGACAAAGAAUAUCGCGAAAGUAGCAAAAAAUUAAAACAGGAAUUACAUUGUGUAAUUAGUACCGAAAUACGAGGGUUAAAAAGAAAAAUUAUUGUCCAAAAUACGAAAUUACGUUUUGCGUGUUCUAAAUUAAAAUAAAUUAAAAUUAUACACGGAGAAUGAAAAAAGAAUAUAAUUGAGAACAAAAAUCACUUUUUCCGCGAUCGAUAGUCCUCAAGAUAAAAUCAUAAUAUACGAUAUGCGCGACCGACUGUAACAAUAUUGACAUUGUCAACGAGUGAAAUUCUCUUCUCGUCAUCGUCGAUUACACGCUUUUCGGCAUACGCGAAAAGUUGCGGCCGCGGACGGUAAAGUGUUGAUGGUGCGUUCUAUUAAUUUUCCAUCACGGCGCAAAGUUUUUCGCGAGUUAAGGCUGAAAUUGAAGCAACGCGACAGCUGCGUAUUGUGAGAGAAGAUCACACGCGACGUCGUGUUGGAGAAAAAUAAAAUAUGUAUGUGGAUAAAAGUAUCCGUUGUAAGCUCGACAAAAGCGCAACGGAAUUCCUUUAAUAAAUCGCUAUCGUCCUCGCGAAACAACGUAUCAUGUGUUCUCGAGCGGAAAACUAUUAAGUACUCUUGAAUGUCGAAGAUUGUUGCUAUUCGAGAUCGUAGUCGUCGCCUCGGGAAUCGAUUGCUCUCAUAAGAUCGAAAAGUGUCGAGCAAAAGCUGUGCCGGAAGUGGUUGGAUACUUCGUAGCGAGUGCUCCAAGGAGUUGACCCUUUUUGGUUGCAUUCUCUCUCGUCCAUCCGACUCGAUUUCGUACCAUUGUCUUCCGACUGUUCGACUUGGUGUUUCAUGUGAAAAGCGAUUUCCUUGAUUGUGUGUACUGUAAAAAGAAGAGGAGUGCGAUUUACUUAAAGAAUUUCCAUGGAAUAGCUACUCAUGAUGAUUGGUAUGAAGUUUUUUCGCGUCAUUUUGGCGCUCUUAGGAGGCACGCAUGUCCUGUGUGCGCAACCAUCGGCAUCUCCAACUGUGAAAACCGGUGGUUCCAGUAUCGCCAGCGUGGUAGCAGGUAGCAAGCCGACGAGAUCCUGGGACAAACCUCAAUUCGACGAUAUUGCACCGCGAAACGUCACUGCCAUCGUCGGCCAGACGGCGGAGCUGAAUUGUUAUGUCAAGCAUCCGGGUGACCGUGUGAUCUCCUGGAUACGUAAGAGGGAUUUGCAUAUCCUGACGUCAUCGACCCUCGCUUACACGGGGGAUGCAAGAUUUUCUGUUAAGCACCCAGAAGCAUCCGACGAAUGGACGCUGAGGAUCGAGUAUGUUCAACCACGGGACGCCGGGGUUUAUGAAUGCCAGGUUAACACCGAGCCCAAAAUGAACUUAGCCUUCAUGUUAAAAGUCGAAGAAAGUGCCCCUGUCCCUGCCAUCACCACACCAAACGCCAUUCACCGGACGUUCAACUCAGCUGCUCAGGCGACGAUCCUGGGGCCGGAAGACGUCUACGUGAAGAAGGGUAGCACGAUAAGCCUCACAUGUGAAGUGAAUGUGCGAAGUACACCCCCCAGUAGCGUUUCCUGGCAUCACGGAGGAGCCGUGGUAGAUUUCGACAGUCCCAGUGUACACCGCAGGGGCGGGGUUUCCCUGGAGACGGAGAAAACGGAUACUGGGACGACAAGCAGACUACUGGUGACACAGGCCAGAUUGACCGACAGCGGAAAUUACACCUGCAUCCCUAGCAACGCGAAUCCAGCGAGCGUAAUGGUCCACGUGCUGAAUGGCGAACAUCCGGCGGCGAUGCAGCAUGGCGGCAGCUGCGGUGUGGCACCGACAAUUUUACUCGCUAGCAUCACACUCAUAGUUGCAAAUUUGUUAAGGUGAGCGGCCGUGUCGUGAAUUGCGGGCAUCUUAAAAAAAAAAAAAAAAGAAAGAAAGAAAAAGAAAAAGAAAGAAAGAAAGUCAAACGUGUCCAACGGUCGGGAGAGACAACGUCCAAAGUGAAAACGCGGCGUUCAACGAUCACGAAACGGUACACGCUCGGAAAAAUCGCCCGGCCGACCGCGAUAGAUCGCUUUAGCUCACGCCUCGCUGUCACACGCUGCGCGUAUCCGUUCGUCGAGUGCUCGGAAGCGACGACAAGAGAAUCACAGUGCGGACCGAAGUGCAGUGGACCAAAGCCCUGUGAAGAACGCGGUGACGUGGCGGACGAUCUUUCGCACGUACGUUUUUAACACAAAAAUCUUUCACAGACACUCCACUCUUUUGUAUGAAAUCGUCGUGUUAAAAUGCAUCGCGGCAAAAAAAUUGCCGAAUCAUUCUCGAUAUUCCUGAUAGCAUCACGGUUGAGCGUUCGCCAAAGAAACUCUCUUGUACUUGUGCUUUUGUAAUAAUUAAAUCGGCAUGUUAACCUGUGGCUCAACGAAUUUACGUGGACUCUCUCUAGUGGAAAAAAGAAAAAGAAACCGCUCAUCUCGUACUCUUGUCGCGAGACUUCCGUUAGAAUUUGUAUUUUAACUAAUUCAGUAAUGGCCUCGUAGUAUUCCAUGUAACGUCGACCGAUAGAACGACGCCGUUUGGCAGAGAGUCGAAUCGAUCGCAUGAUCUGUUACGAUUGCCAACGCUUUCGAAUCGAAUAUCGAUGGCUGGAUCCGUUCGAUGGCUACGAAAUAAUUAUUACACGAAUCGAAAAUUUAUAAUUUAACGAUUAUCAACUAGUUGCGUAAUAAUCAUCAGAUAAUUAAGGCUCUUGUACAUAAAACGAGUAAUAAAUAUGUAGGGUUUGCCG
Molecule: messenger RNA, 3791 nt
Organism: Pogonomyrmex barbatus (red harvester ant)
Lineage: Eukaryota; Metazoa; Arthropoda; Insecta; Hymenoptera; Formicidae
Product: protein amalgam
Biological process (GO): synapse organization
Cellular component (GO): neuron projection membrane
Source: RefSeq, a predicted model, not a curated record